Molecule: messenger RNA, 699 nt
Organism: Yamadazyma jaroonii
Lineage: Eukaryota; Fungi; Ascomycota; Pichiomycetes; Serinales; Debaryomycetaceae
Source: the annotation of a GenBank genome assembly
AUGCCUCCAUUACCUUCACCUUCAGAUGAAAUAUCCGUGUUGCACCCCAAAGUUCUCAUAUUAUCGGCAGGGAUAACAACGUCAUUAUUUUUGGGUUAUAAAUUCUACAAGAGAUACCUCAGAAGGAUUAGAACAUACCUUGAUUUAACCCCGUCGAUAUUGGAUAAUAAGUAUCCAAUGUAUGGGAAGGUCACAAGAGUUGGAGAUGGAGACAAUUAUAGGUUUUAUCAUACCCCGGGAGGUUUAUUGACGGGUUGGGGGUGGUUAAGAUUUGUCCCCACAACAAGAUCCGAAUUAAAAGAUGAAACCUUAAUGAUCAGAUUGGCAGGUAUAGAUGCUCCAGAAAGGUCUCAUUGGGGAAAACCUGCACAACCUUUGAGUGAAGAAGCACUUUUAUGGUUGAGGAACUACAUCGAUGGAAGAUACGUCACAUUAUAUCCUCAUCUGAUAGAUCAGUAUAAAAGAGUUGUAGGAACAACAAUGGUAUGGAAAUGGACAGGUAGAAAAGAUGUUAGUGCCGAAAUGAUCAAAACCGGUUUAGCUGUAGUAUAUGAAAGCAAGACCGGUGCUGAAUUUGGUGGGAAAGAAGAUUGGUAUAGGAAACUUGAAUCGCGAGCUAAAUGGUUAGAGAAGGGAGUUUGGGGAUUAAGAAAAUUCCAAACCCCUGGUCAAUAUAAGAAGGCUCAUAAAGAUACCUGA